CGCAAAUGCAAUUCUUACGUUUCACUAGAAAUGGCCGAUCAUGGACGCCUAAAAAUUUGUUUACUUUUAUUUUGUGUUAUAUCACUCCAACAUGUCAUUAAUGCAGAUAUUAUAGCUGCCGAAAUUGAAGCAAUUGUUCCUACCAGUACAGAAUCUCAAAGGGAUGCGUCAGGAUCCCCAAUUUUUGUCGCAGAAGCUUCGCAAAAGAUUUUAUUAGUUGGUCGGAAUUUUUCCGCUGAUUCGACCGUAGCGUUUACAUCAAGGGCGGCUGAGAAGGGAACUCAUUGUGAAAAACAUGGACAGUUAACAUCCAUGUAUAGUGUGGAAAACUCAUCAGAAACAACAAAUCAUAGAGGUAUCCUUAAAGUAACAUUUGAUAAGAUAACCCCUGAAGGAGAGUAUCUUUACCUUUGUGUAAAAGAAAGAAUUGGUGAGGAUAUCUCUUGGAUACAUCAGGGAAAUGAUCCUUACUUGAGGUUUACCAUUUCAAAGGCAUUAACUACCUUUCUACCCUUAUGGCUUCAGAUUAUUUUUAUUGUUGGACUGCUUUGUCUCUCGGGGCUUUUCAGUGGAUUGAACCUGGGGUUGAUGGCAUUGGAUAAAACUGAACUGAAAAUCAUUGAAAGUUGUGGAAAACCAAAUGAGAAGAAAUAUGCAAAAGUGAUAUCACCUCUCCGGAAACGUGGAAAUUUUUUACUGUGUACAUUACUGCUAGGAAAUGUGCUUGUUAACAACAGUUUAACCAUUUUACUUGAUAAUGUCAGCAAUGGACUUAUUGCUGUUAUUGCAGCUACAGCUUUCAUUGUUAUAUUCGGUGAAAUUAUUCCGCAGGCCUUAUGUUCUCGUCAUGGGUUAGCUGUUGGAGCUAAGACAAGAUUUAUAACAUAUUUUUUCAUGAUCCUAACCUUUCCGCUUUCAUUUCCUAUUAGCUUGUUGCUAGAUAAGAUUCUUGGAGAAGAAAUUGGUCAAGUAUACAACAGAGAAAAGCUUCAGGAGUUGAUUCGUGUGACUAAAGAUUUCAGUGCUUUAGAUGAAGAUGAAGUAAACAUUAUAUCUGGGGCAUUGUCAUUGACUAAGAAAACUGUCAAAGAUAUAAUGACACGUAUUGAUGAUGUUUUUGUUCUAGAUUAUAAUGAUAUUCUGAACUUUGAAACUAUGUCAGAAAUUAUGAAGAGAGGUUACAGUAGAAUUCCUGUAUAUGAAAAUGAAAAGAGUAACAUUGUUGCUUUACUGAACAUAAAAGACUUGGCUUUGAUUGAUCCAGAUGACAACACUCCUUUAAAGACAAUCUGCAAGUUUUAUCAGCACCAUCUGAUCUUUGUUUUUGAUGACCAUAAGCUUGACCAGAUGUUGCAAGACUUUCGUCAAGGUCAUUCCCACAUGGCGAUUAUACGACGGGUGAACAACGAGGGGGACGGGGAUCCGUAUUACGAGACACUUGGUGUUGUUACACUGGAAGACGUAAUCGAGGAAAUAAUUCAGUCGGAGAUCAUUGAUGAAACUGACACUCUAACGGACAAUAUCAAGAAAGCCCCUAGGAAGUUACCGCGCCAGGACUUCAGUGUGUUUAACCAGCCCGAUGAUGACAACAAACAUAUUCUGUCACCUCAACUAACGGUGGCUGCCUUCCAGUUUCUGUCUACAUUGGAACCUUUCCUGUCCAAGUAUAUAUCAGAGACUGUACUAAGGAAACUGAUCAAACAGAAUAUAGUGGUGGAACUCAACCCAAAUAAUGAUGAGAACAACUGUAUCAUUAGAGAAGGUGUACCAUGUGAUUACUUUGUUCUUGUCCUGCAAGGCCAUGUGGAGGUAUUCAUUGGAAGAGAAAAUUUGGUAUUCCAGGGUGGACCAUUUUCUUAUUAUGGAGUGAAGGCCUUGAACAUUAGUGAGAAGGUAUUGUCCCCAUCCUCGUGCACAGACAGUAUGUACGUGAAACAUGAACAGUACAUCCCGGACUUCACGUUGAAGGCUACAGAGAGCCUUCUUUUCCUGCGAAUCACACGCCCGCAAUAUAUCGUAGCGCGCCGAGCUACAAUGAUGGGUCUGUCCAAGCAAAAUACCAUGAAAGAUGACGAGGCAUUCACUAAGGAAUGGACGCAUCUGUCCAAAAUUAACCAGUGUAACAACGCGAAAAACGCGUUCCCGGCCGAUGUCCAUCAUUCCAGUGAUAACAAGUUGGAGGAUGCAAAGAAUGAGGAUAACUUAAAUCAUUCUUUCUCCAGUAAAAGUAGCAUCGGUGUGAUGAAAAGAACCGAUAGUAAAGAUUCUGGCUGGAAUUUUUCGACUUCGGAGAAACCGGUCGAUACGUCAGAAAGUGACUUGGAGCAAGUUGAAAUUAUGCUUAAAGAAUCGAAGAAGGAGAAAAGUGACUCGAAAAGUGAAAAUUCUAGUUUAGAUAGAAAUCUUGAGAGUGCAGAUCAUGAAAGAACUAGAAAUGGUGGUCAAAGAAACGCAGCUGAUGUGAUUGUUAAUAUGAACGUGUCAAAGCAGUGUGAUACUUCUAGAGACCACGAUGACGAGUACACGUCGGGGGAGUUCACUCCGUUGGUAGACAGAAAAUCUAAGCAGAAUCAUGCAAGUGGAGAUUCUUGAUAAAUAUCAAAUUUCGUCGAAAUAUGUACUGGUAGAAUGUGUUGAACUGGUAGCAGUUGUUGAUUGAUGUAGAACUUGUUGAUUUUUGGAAAUUGAAUGUUAUCGUUAGGUAUCUAUUUUAACAAAAUGCUGCUAGAUUUUUAUGGUUGCAUAUUGUGGUUUAAUUUUUUUUCUUAGGACAUAGUUUAUGUUUAAUGUGCAUUCAGAUUUUUUUUUAUGCUGCAUGUUUGUUAUAUUAGUAUCAAAAAGUAUUUAUCAUUUAUCAUCAUUCUAUGUUUUAAAAACAGGUGUUUAAAAAUAGAAAAGCAAUACAAAUUCAGGAAUUUGUCGAUGGUUACUAUGAAUUUUUUGUGUUUUAGUUUUGUUAAAAAUUUUGUAGAUUUUAAUAGAUUAUAGUUUUGAAAAGUUUAAAGUAUUUAAUUUUGAAAUUUG
Messenger RNA from Ruditapes philippinarum (Manila clam), 3024 nucleotides. Its product is annotated as metal transporter CNNM4-like. Gene Ontology annotation, molecular function: transmembrane transporter activity. The transcript is spliced from 6 exons. Lineage: Eukaryota; Metazoa; Mollusca; Bivalvia; Venerida; Veneridae. Gene Ontology annotation, biological process: transport; magnesium ion homeostasis. The record is from RefSeq and is a predicted model, not a curated record. Gene Ontology annotation, cellular component: plasma membrane. The coding region runs from base 31 to 2592 and encodes 853 amino acids.